This is a messenger RNA of Phytophthora nicotianae INRA-310, 1888 nucleotides long. RefSeq lists its product as hypothetical. The record is from RefSeq and is a predicted model, not a curated record. The transcript has a single exon. The coding region runs from base 1077 to 1628 and encodes 183 amino acids. NCBI's taxonomy places the organism in Eukaryota, Oomycota, Peronosporomycetes, Peronosporales, Peronosporaceae.
AGAAUCCCAGAUACGAAGAUGGUCGCUGGAGUGUCAGCUAGACAUGAAGCUCUCCGCCACUCACCGACGAAGCUUAUUUUCGAAGUAGCAUACGCAGGUAUUCGAGAGCGUUUUCUUCCGGUAACAACAGAGACUUGGCAAACAAUAUCUUCUCACUUGGAGGCGUUAUCUUCGUACCUCUGCUCGAUCACCUGCUCGCCCGAGCUUCAGGCAGUACGAAGAAUCCGUGCUCAUUCGGCGCGUCCACGUUCUUCGACUUAUUCGAGUAAGUGAUGUCGACAACCGUUCCAGGCAACGCCCGCUUGACAUCACGCCCUUCAGCGUCGCGUAUAUUACGCAUCACGCCAUGGAUCAUACCAGCCACGAAGUGCUGCUUGGCUGCCAACUUGCCACUCUUUACCAGCACAUGCAAUAUGGCUCCACGACAAUACGACUAAUCGUAAUGCUGUUACUGGGAACUUUUGCGAUGUAGUUCAAUGAUUAUCUCUCAGAAGUACCUGACAAGUGGCAACACGCGAGGUCUUGCUGAGUAGUUAUCCACGUUGAAGAAGCUGAUGACGAAAUGAUUCGUGAGAACAUCUCCAUCAACUGUUAUUUUGAAUUCUGGUGAGCGAAUCAGGGCUGUCAGCAUUUACAACGAUAGACCUGGCGAGUUGGUACGAGCGUAGAAAGCCGUUAUCCCGUCGAAAUACGGUAUAACUUGAGUGCUGUAUUGUACGGAUACAGACUGCGCUACUGGGCAUUAACAAGAUGUCAUCACCAUCGCGAUCACUGGCAAAUGCAGGCAAAUCUGGCAACAGAAAGCGAUGUUCGUGGCAUUUUGCGUGCUUUUAUGAACGGAUUGAGGGGAUUACUGCUUUUGUGCAGACGUGAUUCUGAAGACGCCGAUACAACCAGUUACCAAACACGCCACAGAAAAACUUAACCGCUGAUCCAUCACUUCGUUUGCGUUGCACUUCACUCUCUCAUUUGGUGAGACGAGAAACGUGGGAAAGUGUUCAUGCGUUUGGCCAGAGUUCAUCGUACGGCAGUUAGGUUGAAGCUGUCGACCUUCAGUGCUCAUUCUUCAUUUCUCGAUGCGAGAUAAAAGACUGUGGACUGAGAACGAGGCGAUCGCGCUUGUGCGCGCGAACGGUCGAGUGGUGGACUACCCACCCAGUGACCGUAGUCAACCAGCGUCAUUCCGACUGUAUGCAGAGUUUAUUAGGUGCAACGGGGAGCGGACGACGCGAACUGAGAAUGUGGUAUUCCUUAAGGACAAAGCUUUAUGGGCAAGCAGCUGGAGAGUCUUCCAGUUCGACGAAGUGCAGCAGUCCCGUGGCGAGCAUACGUGGUUCCAGUUGACUCGGAUGGAGAAACUGCAGCAAUGGCAGGCGAUGGGCCGUCCAAAGGGGAUCAAGAGCCUGACCGAGCCUAUCUACAAGAGUUUUUGUGAGUUCUGUUCAAGCCGAGCGGCUGAACCAAGCUCGCACGAGCCAUCGCAGCAGAAACCUUGCGUCGAAGGCAGUAAGCUGAAACACGAGCAGCAGGACGCACGCAAGACUAUUCCGAAGCGCGUGGACAAGGGCUACAUGAAGGCAGAGAGGCACGUCCGGCUACGCCAAGCUCCUCGAAGGCGUGCUGAAUAAGCAAUGGGACCAGUUCGAAGAGAUUGAUCAAGUGACCCGUGCAGAUGACACCCGCGAGACGCGGCUAAUGAACGAGGCCGUCCGUGCUGGAAUGAUCCAGAUGGAAAAUAUGCUAAGCCGCCAAGGAGAGUGAUUGAUUAGCGACCUAGAGUACAGGGACAUGCAUAGAACGCAAGACUGGCACCAGUUGUUGCGGCACCUUGCCGAAGUAAGAGACAAGUAGCUAGCGUUAUGGUUCAAUCUGAAACAAUUAUAUUGAG